CAGUGCACCAGGAUAUUCUACACACCAAAGUCAAGAGAGCACUUAUUUUGCUGUUGAUCAUCUAACUUACACUGAGUGACCAGCAAAAUAGCACAGAGACAAACACAUAAGAGGUUAAACGAUUUGCCAAGUUUAAACAGGAAAAAUGAGCAGCUGCAAUGUAAGUGAGACCACAAACGAUAGUGAGCACCAGGGUGUGGCUCGCACAACCGACAAAGAGGAUGGUAACGACAGUCAACAACCUUCUCCAAUAGCUCCCCAACCAGUCCAUGGGCAGGAUGAGGAGAAGAACGAUGUUGAACAAGUGGAGAAUCAACAGGUAUCGCAGAUGGAGGAAAAGAGGAAGAAGGAGGAGACAGCAAUGCCGUCCAGCCGGGACCUGCAACAGCAGCGCGAGAAUCUCAAGCGGCAGCGAAGACAGGUGGUGCCUACACCUACACACUUGCCAGCCACUGUGUCUGCCCAUAUGAACUUAACAACUACAGCCCCCCACAGUUCCAUUGGACUCAGUCAGACAGACCCUAACUCGGCCUCUGAGGGGAUGCCCACCACCAUAAGUGUCUGCUCUGUCUCCACACCAUCCAGUGAGGAAGAAGCAUAUCAACAAAAGGCCACUGAAAUGGAGAAGGCAUAUCUGCAACAAAAGUACACUGAACUGCAAGACGCAUAUAAUCAAAGGCGCAAUGAACUGGACACGGAAUAUCAACAAAAGUGCAUCGAACUGAGCAAAGCAUGUCAACAAAAUGAAGAAAGGAUCAAAAUUACAGAAGAAAAAUAUGAAAAACUUAAACAAGAAUACAAAGAGUUCCAGGCCAGAAUGGGAUCUUCCAUCUCUACUGAUAUACUACAACAUUCUGAAUUAUCUGAAAAUCUGAAUGACCCAUGCAGACAAUCUGAGCUUGCUUCAAAAUAUGAUGAACUGAAACUCAUGUGUCUACCCAAGAUCAUAACCUCACCACUGUUUGAGUCUAAUAUUGCCAGAGCACGUAUAGCCUCAUUGGUUAAGAACACAUAUGAAAAAGCACAGGAGGACAUGAAGACAAAAACAGAUGACAUAGAGCGUAUUUUCCUUGAUGAAGAGGGGGGAAGCAACAAACAUAUGAUGACAUACAGGGACAUAAAAGUGAAAAUGGUUAAUCUUCUGGCUUUGGCUUUGCUCCGCAGAGAAAACUCAGACUACAUGAGCAAAAUUAAGUUUUUAAUCAGUGAGCAGCCAGCAAUGUUGACCCCGUUCAUUGCCCGGUGGUAUAAGAUCAGCUGUUUGAUGUGUCUGCACACUCCCCAACUGGUACCCAGCUGGGACACAAGAAGCACUGCAGCCGAUCCAGAUAUGAAAAUCUUCCCACCUAUUGAAGAGUUGGACAAUGAUAUGGACUGUAGGUGAAGAGGACAAUACCAGUGGAAAACUGGCCAUCGUGGUGAAUGCAGACAAAAAAAUACUUUAUUACAAAUUCAAGCAUGAAAAAAAAAAACAUUGACUGAAGUCAUCCAAUUUACUUGUUACUUCUUACCUCUACAUCUAAUGUGCCAUCAUAUUUGAAAUAUUUAGGAUUUGCUACCUAGAGUUUUGGGUAGCAGUUUAGAAUAACUGGUAAUAAAUAAUAAAUGGUAAAUAGCCUAUACAAAUUCAGAAGGCAAGUAUUUAAAUGUUAACAAACAGUUACUUAAAAGUUAUUUAACAGCUAAUAUUCAUGUAGGCUGUAGUUAUUUAACAGAAUAGGAACAUAUGUUUCUCUGAUUACAAAACAUGACAUGAUAAUUAACAAAUAUGUACUGAUUAUUACUAAUCAUUUGUUUUGUACUAUAAAAUGUGACAUUUUAUAAUGUAUCAUCCCUUAGAAAUGGUCGAUUGUGAAUCAUUAAUGUUUAGUUAAGACUUUGGUAAUGGUUAAUAAUUCAUUUGAACACCAUCUAUAAGCCUUAUUUGGAUGACAGUGAAGAGAUGCUUUAAUAGGCAUACUGGCUGCAGCAGCACCACAUCAGAGACAUUUCUAGUGUGAUGCUCACAUGAAACGCAACACAACAGUUGAGAAACAGACACGCAAUGCACAUGCCACAGUGGCGGUAUAAAUCAAUAAAUGUUCCACUAUUGCCCCAUCAUUGGAGCAUUUUCAGCCAAAAGAGACAGAAAGUAGAAAUGUGAAAUAUAGCUACUCACCCCAAGACCAAACAAUUCCAAUCUCAUCUGCUUUUGGCCCCUUCUACCAGCACUGGCCUUGGCCAAGGCCGCUGCUGGAACAACAACUCCCCCAGAAGAACAAUGCAGUGAGACCCUCUUGUGUUCCUUCCCCCAGACACCUGCUGAUUGUUUACUCUGUCUGGGACCUGAUCAAGGUUGACUCAUUGACAAUUGCUGUGUUACUGCUAUGACACCAUGCUGUGUUAUCACUAUGUGUUAUCACUAUGACCCCCCCCCCCCCCGUGCCUGUUGCAAGUCAUGUGUUUUUUCUCAUGUUGUAAAGUGUGCUGAUUAUGAGCUUAUGUUGCUGUGGUGUUAUUUUCCUGCUCCCACACUAUACUCUCCACAAGAGCAUGCUGAGGCUUGCUCUUUUUCUCCUCCCCUCUCCUAUGCUGUAUUUUUCCUCUAUCGUGUCUACCCCCUUGUCAUAUUGUAUAUGUAUGGACAGGUUGGUGCUCAAUUUUGUUGUACUUAUGCAAUGACAAUAAAGAGUCUUAUCUA
Molecule: messenger RNA, 2680 nt
Organism: Sardina pilchardus (European sardine)
Lineage: Eukaryota; Metazoa; Chordata; Actinopteri; Clupeiformes; Clupeidae
Product: homer protein homolog 1-like
Exons: 18
Coding region: 146-1384 (412 amino acids)
Source: RefSeq, a predicted model, not a curated record